This is a messenger RNA of Raphanus sativus (radish), 992 nucleotides long. RefSeq lists its product as uncharacterized. The transcript is spliced from 4 exons. Lineage: Eukaryota; Viridiplantae; Streptophyta; Magnoliopsida; Brassicales; Brassicaceae. Bases 82 to 837 code for a protein of 251 amino acids. The record is from RefSeq and is a predicted model, not a curated record.
CCCCUUUCUCCAUGGAAAGUAACAAAUUAAAGGUUCAAAAAAAAAGGACAAGACUCGUUUUCUAGGGUUUGGUUUUUGAUCAUGUUUCCCGAUUCAAACGAUGUUGCAGAGGUCAAAGAAGAUGUUUUGACGGCGACGAAAAUUGCUGACUCGUCGUGCCUCGGAAAGCGCAAGGCGGAGGAGGAUUGUGAGUCGAGUAUGGAGGAGACGGACGAUGGAGGAAGCGACUCGAGUAUGGUGGAGAGCGAAGAAGAAGAAGAAGAAGAAGAAGAAAGCGAACCUGAAACCGAACCGGUGUGGGGUUACGAUAGCUUCGAAGACAGAGACUACUUCUCCUUCUCCGAAGGCGAACUUGCUGAGGAUUUCUCCGACCAAGAGUAUUUAAAGCCUUACCUUGACUACAGGCGCCAGAUUCACUUGACCAGGGGUUUUGAGGUGGAUCCGGAUAGCAUUCCUGAGGACAUGAUUACUGGUUACUUCCCUAUUGACUUGAAUGAUACACGCUUUGGCUGGCCCAAAUCACCAGAUGGAACCGCUCGUUGCUACAUGGAACGUAUGGUCCAAAUGUGUCUCGAUAAGUACAACAAAACACAGGGAUUGGAUGUGAAAAUGGAUCAUGUUGUGAGGGCGAUCGCAAUGAAAUCUGCCGGAAUCAAGUGCUAUAUCACCUUUAUGGCACAAGAGAUUCCAACUGGGCCUUUGGUAGAGUACCAAGCUAAAACCGAGUGGAAGAUUCGUCAAGUUCACACUUAUCCUAUCUUUUGCAGACCCUCUCCUCCACCAGUCGAUCUUAAGGACAAGGCACGCAAAAGCACCAGGGUCAGGCCAAGAAAAUAAUUAAAUUAACUUAAAUUUCGCUUUGGGAUUCUUACAUACAUAUAUAUAUAUAUAUAUCAACUCUAGAAACAAAAAAGUUAUGCUAUUAUGUAAAUAUCGUUGACUUCUUAUUGUUUGGAUUAUCAGUAUGAUUAAAUCGAUUUUGUGUUUAUAGA